This is a messenger RNA of Cavenderia fasciculata, 3801 nucleotides long. RefSeq names its product EGF-like domain-containing protein. The coding region runs from base 1 to 3801 and encodes 1266 amino acids. NCBI's taxonomy places the organism in Eukaryota, Evosea, Eumycetozoa, Acytosteliales, Cavenderiaceae. The transcript is spliced from 4 exons. The record is from RefSeq and is a predicted model, not a curated record. Gene Ontology annotation, biological process: sexual reproduction.
AUGAUGGUGUUCUUUAAUAUCAAUGGUAUUAAUACAAUCACAUUAUUUGUAUUUUAUUUAUUUUCAUAUUUUCUUUUAUUUUCUGGUCAGAAUGGGCAGUACUUGGUCAAUGCCGAUUUAAUAUUGAAUCCGGUCAAUGGACAUUACUAUGAAAACUUUACCGAUUAUAGUUUAUGGAAAAACUUUGCUGCAGCCCAAACCUUUUUAUCAUCAUACUUGGAAUACCAAUUUGUUUCAGAUAAUUUCUUUGUUGGAAAUAGUUUCUCUAUGUAUACUGGUAUAAGUGAUCAGGCGUCUGAAGGUACCUAUAGAUAUUUAGAUGGUCCAGAGAUGGGUGACUUGGUUUAUACUAUGCACGAUGACCUCUGUCAUACAUUUUGUCCAUGGGAAAAAGAUAAACCGUCAAUGGAUACAACCUUGAAUGCCGUUACAUUUGGUUCUCAAAUAGGGUACAGUGGAACUCUGUACAAUGGAAAAAAGACACUUAGGGCACAAGCAGAGACCGGAAAUGCCGCCUACUUGUGUGAAUACAAUGAUCCAAAUGAAAUCCAAGUAAUAGGUAGAGUACCAACUCGUGGUGGAAUGGUUACCAUCAAAAAUGCACCAACCAACUCUGAAAUCUCAUUUCAAAAUGUAAAUGGAAGCACUCCACUGUCUUGUAUCAAAACUGUCCAAGUCAAUCCAUCGUCUAUCAGCUGUACCAUUGGAAGUGGUGUUGGAACGGGUAGUUAUAGGCUAUUGCUCAAACCACCCGGUGAUAUUGACUGGACUACCACCAAAGCCCACCUCUUUUACCAAACACCAUACAUUAUAUCACUGAUUCCACCAAUCGACGCUGGCGGAGUAGUGACUAUUAUUGGUGAAAACUUUGGCAUUACAAUGACUGGUUUAGAGGUCCAAGUAGGACCACCCGUAUUGGUUGAAGGUGUUAGAAUAGGUGUACCAUGUCAAAACAUUGGUAUGAUUAAUUUUCAUCAAUACAUAACGUGCACGGUCACUGGUUUCAAAGACCCAUACCCAGUGUUUGUCAAUGUAAAUGGUAAUCCUCACCUUACCUAUCACCAAACCAUCUACAGUCGCACACAACAGGAAUUCUAUGGGAUGUACGAAGACCAUGGAAUCGACGUCAUGUAUCCAUUCUUUAAAACAUCAACUUCUGGUGGAGAUAUCCCUGGUAUCCAAACCUAUGUAAAGAACGAAGUAAAUAGACAAGAGUUAUGGAGUUGGCUACCUACCUACAGUACUUGCAUCAUCUUUUCAAACUCUACUUAUUUUUGGAUCCCUGUACUCUACACUGCAGGUGGUGUAUGGAAGGAGUAUAUGACCAAUAAUGUCAUCACACCAUUCUAUGAUUCACAGUACACUCCACCAGCCGUAAACGACACUUUACCAGUUCUCUAUGGAUUGGAUUACAAUAGAAUUGCUGGUAGUAAUCCUGUCUUUGGUACCUCUUUAAAGAGGUGUAAUAUGGGUGCCUAUGUACCAAUCCCUCCCAAACUACCAGUUAAUUACAUUGUACGGGUUGCAACAACUGGGGGUGACAUGGAAAUCCCAAUGAGGAAUUUAGGGUCGUUCCCAGGAUGUGUAGUAACUGGUAACGGAGCUUACCUACCAUGUGCAACCGAUGCCAUUAGAAAGCUACUCUAUACAACUGCUCCACCAACUGUUGGCGGUACCAAUGCAUACAUCUACACUAAUAUUUGGGGCAACGGUAAUAUAAACUUCAAUGUAGCUGCCAUCCAACCUUCUAUCACUACUCUAUCCAAUGUCAAUACAACUGGUGGUACUGUAGUAGUGGCGGGUGACAACUUUUUCAACUCACCCGCUCAAGUAGUCUUAAAGAUUGGAUCAACCACCUAUCCAGUGACAUUUACAACCGAUCACAAGGUACUGUCUUUCCAAAUUGGUCCUGGUGCUGGAAGUAUUCCAAUCUCUCUGACUGUUGGUGGCCAAGCAACCAUUCCAGACAAAACACCAUUCUUUUAUGCUAGACCUGGUAUCACAAGAUUAUAUCCAGCCAUUUUUGAACAAGAAUCUACAUCUAUCACUGUAAAGGGAUACAACUUUGCACCAAGCUAUACCAAUCUCAUUGAUUUUAAUGAUGGUACAUCUUGUCAACAAUACGACACUCAAGACUAUGGUACAAUCAUUUGUACAACUCCAUCCACUUUUACUCCAGGUGUCAAGGAAGCCAGCGUAUCAGUUCAAGGUAUUGGAUCGGGUGAAACAUUUAAAUUUGUAGUCUACCAAAACCCAAUCAUCCUAAGUAUAGUCUCUCCACCAGUUAUGGGUGGUGUCGUAUCUAUUAUUGGUAGUGGAUUGGCCAAUAUCGACCCUUUGGGAGGUAAUCUAAAUGGUACUGUAACCAUUCAAACAAAGCAAGGUCAAAACUACACAGUUUUAAUUCAAGAUUCAUGUACCACUUCAACUGACACUCUUUUGGUAUGCCCUGUUAAUGCUGGUACUGGCAUUGGUCACAAUUUAACAAUCGAAUUUAAUUAUGAUGGAGGAUUCGCUAGAAACACUACCAAAGAGUUUAGUUAUCAACCACCAUCAAUUGAUCAAUGUUCCCCUAUUGUUCAAGGAAAGAGUGGGUUGAUUUCUAUCAUUGGAAAUAAUAUAGUUAAUCAAAAUUUGACCAUCCAAAUAGCAGACAGUAAUUGUGAAAUCAAAUCGGUCAUUGCUCCAACAAAGGCAAUGUGCUUGUUUAAUGGUUUACCACCACCACCACAAAAUGGAUCAGGUAUGCCUGUAAAUGUUACAGUUGAUGGAUUGACCACUGUCAGAUCGAUCUACUUUUAUACUCAAAUCAAACAAUGUCCUGGGAAUUGUAGUGAACAUGGAAUAUGUGAUGUUAGUACCGGUCAAUGUACAUGCGACUAUGAAUGGGAUGGUAUUAGUUGUAAUGAAUUCACACCGAUUUCAAUGGGAGGUAAUGUAACAUUUGAAAUAUCAGAUACCUCUGGUGGAACAACUAUACGUACACCAACGAGUUCAUUCAAUGUUGCUAUUACCCAUAUCAGAGAAAAAGAUAUAGAUGGAAAUAUAAUUAAAGUUGUUAAAAUGACUGAUGUCAUUUGGAAGAAUGUAAUCACCAAUGCAACCGAUGAUCAUGGUAAUCCUGUCAUCUAUCUAUCAGGUAGAUUCCCAAAUGAAGAUGUAAUAUUAUCAUUUAAAAUUACUCUUUAUUCUAAUCCAACUACUAUUAUUUUUGCAAAUCAAAAUAUGUCAAUUUGGGCAAAUUCAAUUAAAUAUAAUAUUGAAUUAACAGGAUGGCAUUUUGAUUCAUUAUUAAAUAAUAUUGAAUUAAUUUAUUUGUCACAACACAAGAUUACAGCAUGUAGCUCAGAUACAUCUACAGUGAGUGAAACAUGGUAUGAAAUUUAUACUGGAGAGGCUAUUAUGAAGGCUAGAUUCUCUGAUCGUAUGUGGGUCGAUGAUGGCAUUGUGAAAAGUCAAUUGGUCGGUAUCCCACUCAAAGACCCAUUAUACAGUGAUAUUAUUUAUCCACCUGGUGAAUUACCAGAAGAUUAUUCAAAUCUUUUAAUUUCAAUUACUAUUCCAUAUUUCUCUGAAAGAGUUGAAAUUGAUCCAAAUUUUGGAUCACUUCUUAGAGAUGAUGAAGGAUGUGAUAAUGAGCAAAAAUGGAAGCUUCCUGUAAUCGUUACAAUGUCCAUAGUUGGUGCAGCAGCACUUGUUGCUCUAACAGCUUGGGUUUUGAAAAAGAAAUUCAUGAGAAUUAGAUUACUCGAAUUCAAAUUAAAGAGACUUUCAUCAAAAUCUAGUAGUCCUAAAAAUUAA